CAAGUGAAACCAGGAAAUAAAUAGCUCUCGAAGACUAUUUUUUUUCCAAGAUGAGUUUGACGAAAUGUUGACGGCAUUGUUUGAUGCAUUUCUGCUGCCUCACACACACACAGGAGCUUCAUAAACACAACACUUGCGCUUCUUCACACCUCAAAAACCCCCUUUUCGCGUUUGGAUUAAUACAGUUUAAUGCCACAAUCAGUGCUUAACUGUGGAUGAAAUCACAUGGAGGUGCUCUCGUUCUCACAUGACAGGCUCGACUCAACCAUGGCAGGAGAGAUCAGUGAAGGCUCAGUUCCUGCCUAUUACAGGGAAGUGUAUGAGGCCAUCCGCUGUAGGACAGAUGAGAGAGUGCAGGUUGAGGUUUUUCAGCGGCUGCUCCAAAGGACCGAUCUCUCCAAGGUGGUUUUAAACCAGAUUGCUGAGCAUGUUGACUCCACCGAUGGAUUCCUGAGCAAACUGUCACUCUAUAAAGCGCUCGCUUUGAUUGCCUUUGCUCAGCAGGGAAAGCAACCAAGCCCUAAACUCUUGGAGAACUGCAUACAAGAGUUACCGAAACCUCAGCUUGGGGAGCCGAGGGACCUGAGCGCACUGAGGAUGAAGCCGGCUCAGGAGGACGUACUGACAAUGUCGCAGACGCUGGACGAGCUUCUGGCGAGAGACAUGGUCCAGGUGGAGCUCAUUCCCGAGAAGAAAGGCCUGUUCCUCAAACAUGUGGAGUACCAGGUCACCAGCCAGCGUUAUAAAAUUUCGGUUUACCGUCGUUAUAGUGACUUUGACGUCUUCCAUGAGGUUUUGCUUCAGAGAUUUGCCUACAGAGUGGUGCCAGCGAUGCCACCUAAAAGGAUGUUAAAGGGAGUCCUGACCUCUGUCUCUGAGCGGGAAUUCAUUGAGGGGAGAAGACGUGCUCUCGGCAGAUUUAUUAACUUGGUGGCUCGGCAUCCCUUCUUCUCAGAGGAUGAGCUGGUCAAGACCUUCCUCACCUUCAGCGGCUCUGAUGUUCAGACUAAGCUGCGUGACACUUGCAAGAAAACAGGUGACGAGUUCAUGACUAACAGAGUCGCAACUCAGGCGAAGGAAUAUCUCCCAGCUGACAUUCAGGCUCAGUUUUCGACGAGCAGAGAGCUGAUUAGAAAUAUCCACAACAGCUUCCAGAAGCUGCGGGACAGAGCUGAGAAAAUGGCAGAGCGCUCAAAGGAGAAUGCAUCUGAUCUCCUCAUGUUUGGCAAAGAGCUCAGUGCGCUGGGCUCAGAUGCUUCGCCUCUUCCCUCCUUGGCCUCUUCACAAAGCACCUGGGGGACCCUGCGUCAGUCUCUGAAGAGCCUUUCUGUGGAGCUCACUGUGCUGUCUGACAAAGCUGCUCAGCAGGGCAGACGAGAAGAAGAUGAUGUUGUGGAAAAAUUGAAUCUUUUCCUGGAUUUGCUGCAGUCGUACAGGGAUCUCUGUGAGCGGCAUGAGAAGGGCGUGCUCCACGAGCACCAGAAAGCACUGCACAAGUACAGUGUGAUGAAAAGGCAGAUGAUGAGCGCCACUGUGCAGCCCAAAGAGCAGGCAUCUGUGGAGCAGCUGGAAUCACGAAUUGUUCAGCAAGAAAAUGCCAUCCAGACCAUGGAGCUGCGGAACUACUUCUCCCUGUUCUGCCUCCAUCAAGAGACACAGCUUAUCUUCACCUACCUUCCGAUCACCUCCCACAUUCUUGGAGCUUUCGUUAACUCCCAGGUCCAAGGACACAGAGAGAUGGGGGAUGUUUGGAAUGAAUUGCAGCCGAAGCUUGGGUGUCUCUUUGGUGGCAACAACGGAUUGAAACACUCCUUCUGAAGCCUAAAUGUACACGAGAUGCUGAAGAGAAAAACGGGCACCGAGGAUUGCAAACUGGAAAAUAAAAAGCUCUGUGAGCCACAGGAGAGAGAGCUCAGCUUUUCCAGUUAGAGAUUUGAUACGUUAUGUCUGAUCUUUGCCCGUAUCACCUGCAAGGGACAGCAGGCUCAUAAAUCACUUUAUGCUCUGCUUCGAUGUAAAGUUCACUUCACCAUUAACUUUUUUUUAUUAUUUGAAUAUGCCAGGAAAACUCUCUGAAGCGUUAUUUUACAAGGGAUGCAAGACCGGUGAAUCAAGUUCUGCAUUCUGCCUGAUUAGUUAAAGCACCUGUAAGUAAGAAGUUUUCCACACUAAAAUAGUUGAAACAAGCAGAAAAAUUUAACUUUAUUCAAAGAGAGGAUUAUUUAAAAUCUUACUGUUCUUGCUGAGUAACAGUGUAUCAGUUUGUUUUACAGGUUUUAGUUUGUAAGGAUGUAUAGCAGUAUACUUGAUUUUUUUUUUUGUUCUAUUCCUGCUUUUUGUUAUUAUUUACAUCAAGUUUCCUGAAUUAUUUGUACAACCCCCAGUUUUGUUUUAUUUUAUAAGCUAUUUCAAACGUCUGAAACUUAAAAUGUAAGAUAAUAUGAAGGGCAGAAUUAAGAUCUAUGAAAGAAUAAUGUCUGGCACUAGUGGCAUAAUAUGUCAAUAAUAACACUAUAAGCUACUGAAUUACUACCAAAGACAAAGUUGCCUAAAUACACUCCUUUGCUGUAAAUAAAAGCAGGUCUCAUGCAUAGCUACAGUUUAACAUUCAUCACCUUUAUUUCUUCGCCCAACACAUCAUUUAUUAUCAGGACAAACGCAGUCUAGAUUUCUUUCACAUACUGUUUUUCUACUUUUUGUAUUUUAUGGAGGAACUCCAACACUGUACAUACAGCAUGAAAUCGCCUUAAUUUUUGGAACAAGCUGCACAGAAUAUGAAACCUAUUGAAUUCAGAACUGCAUAAACUGUGAAUAUUUUACUGACGAGAUGCUUCCUGAAUUACGCUGAAUCGGUUAUUCUCAAAAUAAAAUGUGAAAAAUG
Molecule: messenger RNA, 2881 nt
Organism: Archocentrus centrarchus (flier cichlid)
Lineage: Eukaryota; Metazoa; Chordata; Actinopteri; Cichliformes; Cichlidae
Gene: snx8a
Product: sorting nexin 8a
Exons: 14
Coding region: 226-1818 (530 amino acids)
Biological process (GO): early endosome to Golgi transport; intracellular protein transport
Cellular component (GO): early endosome membrane
Molecular function (GO): phosphatidylinositol binding
Source: RefSeq, a predicted model, not a curated record